AUGAGAUUAGUGUCAGAGUGUUAAAAACUAACUUUAAAACGAACCUUGACUUGGCAGUCAAUUAAAAUCAGUUCACAAUGUGGCUGGCAGGACGUGUCCUUGGUGGCUCCAUUCUCCACACAGGCCGCACUUCCUGUCGCUUGUUGCAUCUUAAACGCCGCGAGGUUUAUUCGGAGUGUUUCCGCAUCCUGGGCGUGCACGAGUCGGCGGAUCAGAAUACCGUGCGCCACGCCUACUUGGACCUGGUGAAGCGAGUGCAUCCGGACUCGGGCACCGAAGAGGCCAGCGCCGAACGAUUCCAGCAGGUGGACGAGGCGUUCAGGGUGCUGCAGGAGAAGUUUGCCAAAGGGCGACGCAACAUUCAGGAGGACGAGGACGAGGCCAUGGAGUUUGAUAUUCAGCACACUGCUCCGCAGCACCGCCAGUACCUGUCCAACGAGGGCAUUGGCGUCGGUACACCGUUCCAGCGCCAGAAGCAGUACCAGCAGGUGCGUGCCAUGAAGGCACAAGAGCGCGUCCUCGAGCAUCGCAUCGACAAGGCGGCUGCGGGCGAGAAGACCCUAAUGUCCAAGGGCAAUCAUUUCCGCAAGCACGCCAUCAAGACCAAGUACGGCAUCGAGCGCGUGGUGGAGGAUCUCAUCCAGGAGGCAAUGUCCAAGGGCGACUUUGACAAUCUAAAUGGGGUCGGGAAGCCGCUUUCAUCGGCCCAGUCGCAGACUCCCUAUCUGGACUUUACCACGCACAAGCUGAACAAGAUAAUGCUGGACAACGGCUUCACGCCGGAGUGGAUCAGCCUCAGCAAGGACAUACGGGAGGCUGUGGCCCAGCUCAAGGAGAAGGUGCUCCAGGAGCGUACCCAUUACGGCGAGUGGCCACUGCAACGCCCCGAAGAGCUGGCCGCCUGGCAGACGUUCAGUCAGCAGCACCAGGAGGAAGUCCAGCAACUGAACAAGCUCAUAGACAAGUACAACCUGUUGGUGCCCAUCCUGAAGAAUCAGUUCUUUCGCCAGAACCUGGACACAAUGGCCGAAAGGGUUUUCAAGGAGCCAGGAUUGCAGCGCAACCUGAAGCGACGACCCACUCCGGAUGCCUAUAUCAACAACAAUGAUCAGAAGCAGCAGAGCACGAGUACAAGCAUCUUUUCCCUCUUUAGCAAUCUUUUGUGAUGGAAAGUUUGUUUUGAACAAACAAUUGGUGAUAUUAGUGAUAUAAUAGUUAUUUUUAAUAAAAAUGAAUUGCAGUCUUAACCAAUCAAAAAUGCA
Molecule: messenger RNA, 1262 nt
Organism: Drosophila kikkawai
Lineage: Eukaryota; Metazoa; Arthropoda; Insecta; Diptera; Drosophilidae
Product: dnaJ homolog subfamily C member 28
Source: RefSeq, a predicted model, not a curated record